GCCUCUUUUUCACCACCCAUUAACGACUUUUGCUACUCCUGCUUUUCCCCUCAAAAUGCUCCAACCAAUUCUUCUCCUUCCUCCCCUUCUGUUAUUCCUGCCAAUUACACUCUGUCAAACUCCUUCGCUCUCUCCUAUCCUCUACCUUCUCUUAUACAUGCCUUAGAUUUUACCGCCCUUUUUUCACCCCAAAAUCUGCACAAAAAAUUUCCUUGCUCCCUCCCUCACCCCUUCCUCACCAUGGGUAACUGCUGUUCCCAUGGAAGCAAGGAAGAGAAACCCACUAAGCCAGACCAGAAUGCCAAUCCUGCCGCCAUGUCCAAUCCUGCAGCCAUGUCCAACCCUGCGGCCAUGGCUGCAACUGGUUCUCCUCCUACCCAGGAGCCAUCUGCUCCAUCCAACCACUCUCCUCCAGCCAACCCGACUCAGAGUACGGGAAGGCCACCUGCAAAACCAGCACCGCUUGGCCCUGUUCUCGGCCGCCCCAUGGAAGAUGUACGUAUCACCUACACGAUUGGGAAGGAACUUGGUCGCGGUCAAUUUGGGGUAACCCAUCUCUGCACCCAUAAGGUUACAGGCGAACAGUUUGCCUGCAAAACAAUUGCAAAGAGGAAACUCACCAACAAGGAGGAUGUUGAGGAUGUCCGCCGUGAGGUACAGAUAAUGCACCAUCUCACAGGGCAGCCAAACAUUGUUGAGCUCAAAGGUGCCUAUGAAGAUAAGCAUUCUGUUCACCUGAUACUGGAACUUUGCGCUGGGGGAGAGCUCUUCGACAGGAUUAUUGCAAAAGGAUACUACACAGAGCGGGCUGCCGCUGCGCUUCUGCGCACCAUCGUCCAGACGGUUCACACGUGCCAUUCCAUGGGGGUUGUUCAUCGUGACCUCAAGCCGGAAAACUUCUUGCUGCUCAGCAAAGAUGAAGAUGCACCCCUUAAGGUCACAGACUUUGGCCUCUCUGUUUUCUUCAAGCCAGGGGAAGUGCUGAAGGACAUUGUUGGCAGUGCAUACUACAUUGCGCCGGAGGUCUUGAGGAGGAGAUAUGGACCUGAAGUUGACAUUUGGAGCAUUGGAGUAAUGUUGUACAUACUUCUCAGUGGUGUUCCCCCCUUCUGGGCUGAAUCAGAGCAUGGAAUUUUCAAUGCAAUUUUACGAGGCCACAUUGAUUUCACAAGCGAUCCAUGGCCAUCAAUAUCAGCUGGCGCAAAAGACCUAGUCAGAAAGAUGCUUAAUGCUGACCCCAAGCAGAGACUGACAGCAUUCCAAGUUCUCAAUCAUCCAUGGAUAAAAGAUGACGGAGAAGCACCAGACAUACCACUGGAUAAUGCGGUCUUCAACAGACUCAAGCAAUUCAGAGCAAUGAACAAGUUCAAGAAAGUUGCUCUCAGGGUGAUAGCUGGUUGCUUAUCAGAAGAAGAGAUAAUGGGAUUGAAAGAAAUGUUCAAAAGCAUGGAUACUGAUAACAGUGGAACCAUCACCUUUGAAGAACUGAAGCAAGGACUAGCAAAACAAGGAACAAAGCUUUCUGAAAUGGAAGUCAAACAGUUAUUGGAAGCGGCUGAUUCUGAUGGCAAUGGAACAAUCGACUAUGAUGAAUUCAUCACAGCAACGAUGCACUUGAACAGAAUGGACAAGGAAGAUCACUUAUAUACGGCAUUCCAGUACUUCGAUAAGGAUAACAGUGGAUAUAUCACCACAGAAGAGUUGGAGCAAGCGUUGAGAGAGUAUGGCAUGCACGACGGGAGAGAUAUCAAGGACAUCAUAGCAGAAGUAGAUGCUGACAAUGAUGGAAGGAUCAACUAUGAUGAAUUUGUUGCUAUGAUGAGGAAAGGCAACCCAGAAGCGGUCCCAAAGAAGCGCAGGGAGUCAUUUUCUGAAACCCCAUCAAGAAAAGAAUAGAACGAUUUCAUACUUUGUGAGUCUGUGCUUCUUCUGUACAGCACCAGGCAGGCUUUCUGCAAAGAAGGGGGAUCUAUCAUGUUGCCUGUAAAGAAAUUCAUUAUCAUUCUCGUCUGGCUUAAAGAACAAUGUAUAAUAGGGCUUUCCUUGGAGAGGCAAGUGUGUGGAGGGGUGAUUCUUGAGGAAAUAGUAAAACAGAACAGAACAUAGAUCUAAUACGGAAAUUUGUUCCUCUAUAAGUUCUUCGGUGCUUUUAGUGUUAUAUUUCCUAAAGAUAUCUUUCCUCUUUUCCAUUUCCAGAUCGCCAAUGUACACCAUUGGAAUAUUGCAACAUUGCAGACGCGGCGUGGACCAAUUGCACAGCACGACCAUUCAUCAUCACCGAGACAAACUGGACAGCAAACUGCGCACUCGAACUAGUACUCUUUGGCAUGAGAGAUCUUUAAAUGCGAAUUCGGCAAACUAAAAUUUUAGAGCGGCAUCAUGAUAAUAACUGUAACUCGCUUAGAACUCAAAAGAAUUCAGAGACACAAAUGCAAACAAAGCACACGCAUACACCGAAACGAGGAGAUAUCCAGUUUCAAAUGAUCCGUGUGCAUUCGCAUUUCUAAGCAUAAACUCCAGAGGCCGCCUUCAAUAAAGAGUGACCUCAGAAUCGAUUUAUAGCUUGCGAAAACAUUACAACCACAUAGGCGGCGGAAGCAAAAGACUUAAUUCAUAUUCUUUUCAACUUCUAGGCCGGACGUGUCCAUAUUUUUGUACCUAUGAAAAGAUAUUCCAAUUUUAUUAUUUACAUGUUUUGAAUUAAAAUCCGGCAGCCUCCUUGGACAAGCAAUUGACUUCUUUUGAAUGUCCCGGUUUGGAAGAUGAAGGCUCCUCGGAAGGAGGCUUGUCAUGGCCUAUAAUUACAAAGAAAGGGGCAAACCUUGUAGCUAUGGAAGCGACGGUUGCUGUUGCUAUUGUGGUGGAGACCAAGGAGGAAACCGCAAUUUGAUGGAAGCAAAUCAAUGUGGCACAAGGUUUUGCCAAGCCCAUGAUCGAUCGAGAGGCCAUUAUACAUAUAGUAGUAAUGAAACCAUCUCAAUUUAAACUUUUUUAUUGAGAAAUCCAGAAAAAUCUCUGCUUCCACCCCAACAUGCGGCUGUUCCUGAUGGCUGCCCACAAUCUUAUCCCAAGAAGAGUUCCCCCUAGAAAUCCACAUCUUGUGAGCCGAAUCGCUUCUCUCGAAUAUUAGGGAAAUCCAGAACUGUUUGUCAAA
Molecule: messenger RNA, 3154 nt
Organism: Nymphaea colorata (pocket water lily)
Lineage: Eukaryota; Viridiplantae; Streptophyta; Magnoliopsida; Nymphaeales; Nymphaeaceae
Product: calcium-dependent protein kinase 17-like
Exons: 8
Coding region: 241-1896 (551 amino acids)
Biological process (GO): protein autophosphorylation; intracellular signal transduction; peptidyl-serine phosphorylation
Cellular component (GO): nucleus; cytoplasm
Molecular function (GO): calmodulin binding; calcium-dependent protein serine/threonine kinase activity; calcium ion binding
Source: RefSeq, a predicted model, not a curated record